AUGCAUUUUUCAGUGGUUAUGAGCCUAUUUGUCUUUGUGACUCAGUUUUCAUCACUGGUUGAAACCAAGUUCUACCAGCCGUUCCAGUUUCACCAAUAUAAACCUGGGAUCAGCCAACACUACAGCCAAGGGAAACCCACCAGCAGACACAAGAACCACUGUGCCUACGUCGUAGAAAAGACAGUGUCCUUCACCGUGGAGGAUGGAGCAGCCCCGUAUGUAAAAGCAGAGUACAACAAGUGUUCCUUGGGCCAAAAAUGCCCAGCUCUCUUGUAUCGCCUGAUGUACAAGCCACUUUACAAGGUGGCACAUAAAACCAUCACAGAGUUGGAGUGGCGUUGUUGUCCUGGGUACUCUGGUUAUGACUGUAUGGAGGGACAUCCAGUUUACCAACACUCCAUGAAAAUGAUGCCACCAUUCAAGGGCCCACCGAUGAAAGGCCCCCAGUUUAAGGGGCCACCAAACAAUGGCCCAGUGUUCAAGGGCCCACCUAUUAAUACUGCUGUGAAAGCCAACCCAUGGAGUCAUCCCAAAAGACCUCCUACUGGUAGUUUUAACCCCCACCCAAUGCAUCACUUUGGGCCUCUGAGGUCCUCCUCCUACCCAGACACCUCCUUCCAGCCUUAUCCAGAGCCGGAGACAGCUCCAGAACAUGAAGAGCCACAUUACACGGAGAACAACCAUGAACAUGAACAUGAGAAUGGCCAAACACCUGAGGAAUUUAUACCUGAGGAAAUCCCUCCUCCUCCCCCCUCUAGUGGUGAACAGCCUGUGGGGGAGAACACAGGCCAUGCUCUCAACAGUGAGACAGAGGAGAGGAUACAUCAUAUGGAGGAGGAUGUGCGGCGUCUAAACCAAGGUCUGGAGACUUUGAGGGUGACUGUGAAUGGGCUGGAGGAAAGCCUGCGAGCCUCACUAAGAGAGGAUGCAAACAGGAUGCUGUCAGCUUUGCUCUCGGCUGCCCCUGGUCCUGUUCCCCCUCCAGCCGUAGCCUCUCAUCCAUCCACUGUUGGGUUUGCAGAAAUUCCUGGGGGAGACCUUGACACAGAUGGUCUAGAUGGCAGACAUGUUUUUCCAGGCCUCAUACAACUGAAUGAAAAGGUAGAAGAGCUUAGGACAAAGCUGCAAGCCAAGACAGACGAGCUGCAGGAACUCAAAGCAACAGUGAUGGGACAUGAUGGAGCACUGAAGACGAUUUCUAAUACAACAAGUAAUAGAAAUCCUCUGGUAUCAAGCCCCACUGGCAAGCUUGGGGACAAUUUGGAGAAAGUAAUGGAUGCCAAAUUAAGUGUAGCCAGGGCAGAAAUUCUUGGUGGGUUUGAGAAACGUGUGGAGAGCGCAGAGGACCGAUGCGAGGAGAAAGCUGGAGAUAUGCGUCGUCGGUGCAAGGAAGAGCAAAGUGAGCGGCAGGAGCAGAUGGAGGAUGCUCUGCAGGAAAGUACCAUCAACUUGAGAACAGAGCUGAGAAACCUCCAAGCACAGAUCCAUGAUUUUAAUGGUACAGAAAGCUGCUGUGAGAGGAUGAGUGGAGUUAUUGAAAGAUUGCAGCUGCUGGAAACAUCAAUGGCAGGUCUCAACCAGUCCCAGGAGCACCUGAGAGUGGAACUGGGUGGACACAAGGACCACAUAGAAGGAAUGCUGGAGGGACGUCUGGCAUAUGUAGAGGCCAAACUCAACCUGACUAAAAGUGAUCUCCUAGACAAAGGUGUGACAGGGCAAGCUUUGGAGGCCAAAAUGGAGGUUAAGUUAAGGGAUCUGGAGUGCCGUUUACUGACAGCUUUGGAAGAGCUCGGUAAUGCCACUGCUCUGGAGGGUCAUGUUGUUCCCACUCUGGAGACAGAGCUGGAGUCACUCCGAGGGAGACUCGAGGUGGAUGUGGACAGAAUGCAAAAGCACCUCAACAGCUUGGAGACUCUCUGCACCUCUUCAUGUACCUCACCGCAAAAAUCUGCCAUCCAGGAAGACUCUGCUGCGCCAAGUGAAAACCUGGCUUUGGAGCAGAAUGUGAACGAGGUACUGGAUAUGCAAGGUGACCGUUUGAAUAGACUCAACAUUACAUUGCAGAACAUCCUAAACCGUUUGACCCACAGGGAGCAGCAGGAGCAAGCAGAGGAUGAUUCUUUUAUCCAUGGAGAGCUAACAGUCCUCAGGUUCAAUGUGCGUUCAGUUAACCACACCCUGAGAAGCCUCCAGGAUUCCCUGGAAACAGUGGUCCACCAGGUUGGUGAAUCCAACAGCUCUUGGCAUGAAAGAGAGACUCGUCUGGCCCAGCAAAUAAAAGGUGUGGUCCAGCUGGUUGGACAUCAGGCUUCCAUGCUUGGAGCAGGUGAACGCAGACUGACCCGGCUCAAAGGUGAGCUGCAGGAGAUGAAGAGGCGGCUAGCUGAAGAGGUACGGGGGUGCCGGAAAUCAGCUAUGGUGGUCCAGAAAGAGGUAACUGAGGUUGGUGGGCGUGUUUCCAGCGUAGAGGACCAGUGUAAGGGCUUAAACUACUUGGCAGAGGACCUGGAGAGAAUCAGGGAAGAGCUGGAGAGACAGUCAAAUGGUCUUCUCCUGCAAGUCAGUGGGACUCUCUCCAGCCAUGCUCAGCAGCUGUCUGAGCUGAAAGGCGAACUGAAAAACUGCACCUCCAAAGCAGAGCCAACACAACAGAGUUUAGAGGCAGCAGUGAGACGAGGGGAUACCUUCACUCUGAAUUAGUUUACUUAAUAUGGACAAUCAACUUUAAAACAAUGAAGAGUAAAUAUUUUUGCAGGUGUAGAGGGGUUCCACUAAGCCCAUUAUUAUACAGUUUCUGCAAUGCAAAGGUUUUUGAACCUGCACUGAAAUGCUGUAAGGAUGUUUUGUUAGCUUACAAUAUGAAAAGAAACCAAAAGGCAGCUAACUGCAACUGCAUUCACAACUGAAUCUUGAAAUCUAAUCUUGAUGGUGCUGAGAAUAAUUAGAGCCUGAGUGAUUGAGUGAGAGA
Archocentrus centrarchus (flier cichlid) is the source of this 2968-nucleotide messenger RNA. RefSeq names its product elastin microfibril interfacer 3a (gene emilin3a). The coding region runs from base 1 to 2700 and encodes 899 amino acids. Gene Ontology annotation, molecular function: protein binding. The transcript has 4 exons. The record is from RefSeq and is a predicted model, not a curated record. Lineage: Eukaryota; Metazoa; Chordata; Actinopteri; Cichliformes; Cichlidae. Gene Ontology annotation, cellular component: extracellular matrix.